Molecule: messenger RNA, 546 nt
Organism: Protopolystoma xenopodis
Lineage: Eukaryota; Metazoa; Platyhelminthes; Monogenea; Polystomatidea; Polystomatidae
Source: the annotation of a GenBank genome assembly
UUGUUUUUUCUCGGCUCUUUUUGUUUAACUAGACUCGCAUGUAUUGACAGUGUAACAUUUUCAUUAUUUUUCGCACAUCUUUAUUGCAUUUUCAUCGCCUUUGUUAGAGCUCUCGAUCUCCAUCAAAUUGAAGCCAGUAGCAAACUUACGACCCUCAUUUCCUCAUCGGCUACAAACUUAUCUUCGCCGAGUAUUGGUAUCAUCUCUAGCUCCCCUCCAAAUACGACUAGUCCCUCCGGCUUAGCGAUCGGGCCCUGCACCAUUGCCUCCAAAAUGAACGAGCCGGGAAAUUUUGCAGUUGCUGGUGACGCUAGCGACCACCUGGUCCAGCUAGUACUGUUUGACCACGUAAACAAGUAUAUAGCUGGGGAAUUCACCUUUCCUUGGCUUACAGUCUGCUUUGCCGAGUGGGACGGGCUUUUUGUAUUAUGCUCCAGAACUCUUGGACAGUCGGCUGACGUGUCGCCAACAAAUAUGGUAAGUAUUAAUAAAUACUAUUUUUCGUAUGUGAGUGGUUUCGAGACUACCAGUAAAUCAGUAAUAUGA